ACGCCGUCACCAUGAGCUUAGAGCAAGUAGAGGGUGCUUUGAAGCUGAUUGAAGACCACAAUCUAACAGCAGUUCGAUUCGAACAGACCGAUAUGCAUGGCAUCGCACGAUGUAAGACAAUCCCGGCGUGUCACUUCAAGGAGAAAGCCACCAAAGGUAUCAACUUCGUUUUGCUCGCACUAGGAGCUCUGGAUGUCAAGGGUGAGCUGGUUGAACUGGUCGAGGAUACUGGCUACGGAGAAGAGGUGUCAUUCGGCGAUGCGGUGGCGUUUCCGGAUUUCGAUACUCUCUAUCCGCUACCGUGGUUGAAAAGCACCGGAAGAAUCCUGGUCGAACCGACGUACAAUGGCGAGUCCGUUUCCGGGCAUCCACGAGUAAUUGCGAAGCGGCAACUGGAGAAAUUGAAGGGAAUGGGGAUGUCCCUUCUAUCGGCUCACGAGCACGAGUUCUACCUCGUGGAAAAAGAAACGCUGAAGCCGAUGAACGGAGAUGACUCAAACAUCUUCGCCACUAUUCGUAAUACCCCGAUCCUGGACCUGAUGGAUAAGUUCAUCGAAUACCUACCGCAAGUUGGAGUUUCGGUUGAAAGUGUCGAAAAUGAAAUGGGGCCUGGUCAAGUCGAGAUAUCGUACAAACCGGCGUUUGGUUUGCGUUCUGCGGACAAUGCCCACACCUACAAAACAUCCAUCAAGGAGAUAGCCCUGCUCAACGGCUGUGUGGCAUCGUUCAUGAGUAAACCCUACCCACAGCAAGCUGGCUCCUCUAGUCACUUUUGCCAUUCUUUAUGGGAUGUCGAAGGCAAGGUACCCCUCCUGUACAACCAUGACGACCCGACGCAUCUCUCGGAGAUUGGUCAGCAAUGGACUGCAGGAAUCCUUGCUCAUGCUCGCGCUACUGAAAUCCUGAUGGCACCUACUGUUAAUUGCCUUAAACGUGUUAAACCGAUGGCCACUCCCAUCAAUGUCACAUGGGGUUUGGACAAUCGCACCUGCCUUGUUCGGGUCAAGAUCAAUGGUGACACUGGAACCUAUCUUGAGAACCGAGCAGGCGCCUCAGGGUGUAACCCAUACCUCUCUCUGGCGGCAACAGUUGCUGCCGGUAUUGAUGGUAUCGUGAACAAAAUGAAGCUACCACCACCGGUUACCCGAAAUGCUUACAAGCCUGAAAACAUCCCUCCAAAAACAGCAUCUAUCCCAGACAACAUGGAGGACGCGCUAAAAGCACUCCUUGACGAUGAGGUUAUUUGCGAUGCCCUUGGAAAUGACUUCAUUAAAUCUUUCUCUGCUCUGAAGAGGUACGAAGCGAAUCAAGAGAGAGAGGCAAGAGAUAAGGGCGACGAAGACUGGGAUUUCAACAAGUUCUUCUAUUACUUGUAAAGCUAGUAUAGCUUACGUGAAUUGAAUAGUUUGCUUGUAAGGACACCUAAGACAAAGAAUUUUGAACGUAAAAUUCAAAUCUAUCUAUUUUAUUAUAUAUUUUGUUUUUCUCUUUGAAUACAUUAUUCAUUUUAUAAUUACAACGCAAACUGAUUUUUUAAAUCGUUCCUCCUCUACUAAUUUCUUUCCGUUUCAUUUUAUGCUGUUCAUCUAGCAAGUUAUUACUAUUCUAUCGCCUAUUGCGCAUUCCUUUUCAUCUAAAUUCUUUCAUAUAUGCAUAUUACAGGGUAUAAAGCAGCGCUUCACAAACGGUGGGCCGUGAAAAGCUCCAGGGUGAGAAAAAAUAUAGUAAAAAACUGUUUUAUAUUUCACAGACCUGUCCGAAUAUGGUAUGUCCGAUCAGUCUAUGGCGGGUCAAGCCAAACUGAAGCACGCUUCUAGGUAUCAUGCAUGUUGCAAAGCAUGCACUUGCACUCUAUGAUGGUUUUAAUGCAAUUGUCGCCCAUUUACCGGACAUUUGCGAAUGCAGAUUAG
Molecule: messenger RNA, 1910 nt
Organism: Lytechinus variegatus (green sea urchin)
Lineage: Eukaryota; Metazoa; Echinodermata; Echinoidea; Temnopleuroida; Toxopneustidae
Product: lengsin-like
Exons: 1
Coding region: 12-1376 (454 amino acids)
Cellular component (GO): membrane; cytoplasm
Molecular function (GO): glutamine synthetase activity
Source: RefSeq, a predicted model, not a curated record